Molecule: messenger RNA, 2999 nt
Organism: Coregonus sp. 'balchen'
Lineage: Eukaryota; Metazoa; Chordata; Actinopteri; Salmoniformes; Salmonidae
Source: the annotation of a GenBank genome assembly
AUGCAGGUGGAGGGGCCGGGGCAAGGGCCGGUGUGUUCCCAAGGUUAGGGGCCCAGGUGGGUUAAAACUGGGCAUAGAAGGGGCGUACUGAGGCCCCCUAUCCCUCUGAUGUGGGUGGCUGAGCAGCGGAAUGGAGUGUGGGCGUGUAACUCCCCUCACACUCCAACACACAGCAUGAUCAUUACAGCCCCCCUCCCAAAAAUCCCCCUCCGUCAUUGGUACACCCGACACCCCCCAGCUGCAGAAGCUAUGUCGCAGAUUUGCGGAACACCAAAGCUCCCUUCUCUCUUUCCUUAUUUCCAAACAUUAAAAAAAAAUUAGUUCCAGCCGAAGACUCCCACCACAUAUUGAUUUCAGGAAUUAAGCGUCCUCCUUUCCUGCCGGGAUCUAGCUCUGUGUCAUAGCGAAACAUGGCACAGAGCUUGCUGGCUGCGUACCGAUGCAGAAAUGAGGCGGAUGGGAAAAAUUCACCCCGAAAUACCAUUGACGUGACUGAAGGGCAGGACUUGGAACAGGCAUUGAUCUCUCUGAAAUGAGUCUAAAUCUAUUUCCAGUGCAGCUGUAGCUCAUACAAUGCCAUACAGUACCUUUCCUCAUGUCAUGUUAUGGUAGAGUGAAUACGUUUUACUGAGCAGGUUAUUAUGAGAUUUAUAAUUGCAGGAGUCCAUAUACUUUGUAUAGUGUAUACUCCUGGAUUGCUCUCCACACCUCCUGUCCUAUUCUAUCCACUGAGUGCCAACAGGCUUACAGUGUGCCAAAUGUAGUAGUGGUUGUCACCCCCUGCCGGCCCCAUUAUCCAACAGGAAUAUGCUGCCCUGUCUUCUCUUCGAUAAGAUCGUUAGAUAAACACUGUUACUCACAUAAACAACACACUCGAACACCGACACUCUUGCCCCACCACACACACACACACACACACACACACACGAGUAAUAGCAGUGGAAAGCCAAUCCCCUGAGAGGAGUGUAGUGGAUGUUGUGUACUGUAAGCCAAGGACAGACAAGGGGAAAUCUUGUUAGUGAAGUGUGAAACCUCACGAAAGUCCAUCAAUUGAUAAGUGGCUAGUUUCCUGUUAUGCCUUAAUGUUUGGGGCUGGUUGUGUUUUGAAGCACGCUGGCCCGGGUCCAGCGGUAAAGCCUGUCACCUUCUCUCCCCCUCUGGGAUGAAUGGCUGGGGUGACACCAGAGCCGGGCCAACCCAGAGAGGGGGUGGCACAACACUUUGGUUCAAGAAAGGAACAUGCCACUCUGGCUCAACACACAUAAUCCCUGAUAAUACCGUACAAUCAACAACUUCUUAGGUUCGGAGUGGGCUUCCUUGAAUCUCAAGCCCUUGGUUUUACACCCCCUUUUAGAAGGGAAAACCCAAAUCCUCCUGAACAGCCAGGAUUCCCAGCACGGCUAGGGUGAUGGUGGUGGUUUGGGAUGGUGUGUGGGGAUGUUGAUAGGGGUUAAGGUGAGGCUUUCCUCCCAUCUCUGCCCCUCUUCCCCCCCCCCCCCCCCAAUGGUGGUAGUGUUUUGACUGGUAGGCCUGAAUUACUUUUGAAGUCCCUUGUGUUAUCUCCGGCUAUCAGCUAUGCAGUGCAUGGUCAUGGGAUAAUAGCACAAAAACACACCAACACAUGCACACAGUUGCAGAGAGCUUUCAAAUUGAUGCAUGGAGUCAUUCAAUCUAUGGCUAGAGGCUGUUGUUGGAGGAGUGUUAAUACUGUCAUGUCCUCCCGCCUAAAGUGGCGUAUUUUCUCUUUCUUUUCACUCAGACACUUCCUGUGCUCUCUCCCAUACACUCUUUCCCAGCUCAACCCUUGGUGUGUGUUAUUUUUAUUUAUUUUUACAUGAGUUAUAGCUUUCUUUCCCAUAAUGGGUUCAAGGUCCAGAAGAGAACACACACUUGGUCUGGAACAUAAAGACCAAAGUGCAUCAAUCUUUUGUAUAACCUUCGCAUUGAUCCUGUGUCAGACAACCGAUUGGGAGCAGACUUCUCUGCUGUUUUUCUCUCCCGCUCCUUAUUUAGUGUUCUAUGGGCCUUAUGGUAACGGAUGCUAUGAACCAAAAGAACAUCCACAUUAUAGCUUCAUCAGUGCUAUUGUACUAGAACAGUGUUUCUCUUUCUGGUGCCUGUUGCCCCUAAAGACUCCCCUGCUCUCCAAACCAUACUUACCCCUCUCGCUUUUCUCCAGAUUCUCAGAAUGUGAAAAUAGGUAUGUGAACCUCAACCUCCUGUUGUUGACUCUGUCCCCUGUGUCCCUAGAUGUGGCCUGUGUCUCGGUGUGCCCACCUGUUGCCCUGGACAUGGGUGUGGGGUUGCUAUGCCAGCUGUUCCAGCUGUGGAGGCAGGUGCCAACGGGCAUCCUCACCCUGACAGAGUGGCUGCUGGGAGACGUCAAGGGAGACCAGGAGCAAGAGACAGCCACAGUAGAGGCAGCUGGCCUGGUAAGGAGAAACACACACCUUCCAAAGAGUUGGGAUUCGACUGGAUGAGAUGAGAUGGAAUGGGGAGUUGAUGUCUAUGCCCUUUGGCAGAGUAUCUUCUUCUUCAUCCCUCUACAACCAAUCUCUGAAAUGCAUUAAAGCAUCAAAUUAACUUAAUUCAAUCUGGAUCCAUUCAUUACCCUCUUCCACCUUCCAUUUGAACACAUUAGUUCUCAUCUUCCAUUCACUCUCAUCUCCUCUGCACAGGAUGAAGAGGAAUUACUGUUUGAGAAGGGCGAUCUGAACCUUUGGGCUGAGCCUGUUCAGUGGGCACGUCUGCUACACAGACACCUGGGUGUCCUCUUCAAGGCCCCAGGGCUGAAGGCUCUAAACCAGAAGCAGGCAGAGCUGCUCAGACUUUCGGCAGAGGCCCUAUCCCUGGCCACCCAGCAGGCUCUGGAUGGCCUCCCAGCCCUGCCCCAGUUCUCCUGCAGCAUAGAGCACACCCGGCUGGCCCUGCAGCAGGAGAGGGCCACACUGGCUCUGGAUAUACUGGGGACCCUGAGACAGACUGGGCUGUCAGGCUGA